AUGCUUAAAUUCUUUGCUACUGGAGAGCAUUUCAAAGAUAAGAUUGAUCCUCCACGCUUUCCUCCUUGUUAUGCUUCAGCUGGAGAAGGAGCAAGAAUUGAAAAUAGAAAUUAUUCAGAUUAGUUUUCAUAUGAUUUCAAAUAAGCUGCAAAGCGUUAGCAUACUAGUGUUGAUUAUUCAAAAUAAUACAAUACCAUUAACAAUAACUACAGUGAUUAAAAUAAGUUCUUCUAAAGUAAAUACAACAAAAUAUCUCAAGAAAAGUAAUAAUUAACAGCAACUGGCUAAACUGAUCAUAGAUAGUAAAACUUAGAAAUAUGCAAUCAUUAAUCUAAUUGGAAGAUAGUUAAAGAACGUUCUUUUGCAAAUUAAGCAAGACUUCCGAGUGAACAGAUAAGAUAAUCUUAAGUUAUUCAAAAGUAAGAUUUCGAAUCUCAAAAACAGAGCUAAAGCGAUUUCAUGAAAAAAUCAUAGUCUUCUUAUCUAAAUAGAGAAAAUUUAUUUGUUACUAAACCUUUGGUAAGACUAGAUAAAGACUUCAAAGAGCAACCCUUACUUAGAAAUGUCUUGACUGUUUCAGAUGAUACUCCAAACUGGUGUCAGACUGUUAAUAAAUUUUACACUGUUGAGAACUUUGAUCUAAGCAAAAAAUCACGUUUCAAACCUUCUCUAAAUACAGAUAUUUUUGGAAACAAAAUAUAAAAAUACGAAAAUAAUUUUUUAUUUAAAUGUAUCGAACCAAACUCAUCAUUAAGAUUUGAAUAAAAAAAAAUGAUAGUAGCUGAUAAAUCUUCAGUUGCAGACAUGAAAAAACUCACUAAAGAAGAUUUGAAAAGAGGCAAAUGCAAAAUAGAAUGGAAUGAAUAAAUAUCAAAAUAGAAAUUUGAUAAUCCACCUCCAAUAAGGAAAAUUGGAUUUACAUAAGAACCUUUCAUAAAAUAAUUAGAAAGAAAAAGACAUCCUAAUAAAUUAGCUCUUAAUAAGAUAGGAGAAUCAGAAACAUAUACUAAAAUAGAUAAAGAAAGACUUACUUAGUUGAAAAUAGGUCACGGUACUCCAUAAACACUCAAUCCUCUUAAAUAUUGA
Messenger RNA from Tetrahymena thermophila SB210, 1086 nucleotides. RefSeq lists its product as hypothetical. The transcript has 7 exons. The record is from RefSeq and is a predicted model, not a curated record. Lineage: Eukaryota; Ciliophora; Oligohymenophorea; Hymenostomatida; Tetrahymenidae.